Molecule: messenger RNA, 2163 nt
Organism: Colletotrichum phormii
Lineage: Eukaryota; Fungi; Ascomycota; Sordariomycetes; Glomerellales; Glomerellaceae
Product: FAD dependent oxidoreductase-domain-containing protein
Exons: 3
Coding region: 1-2163 (720 amino acids)
Cellular component (GO): cytoplasm
Molecular function (GO): oxidoreductase activity
Source: RefSeq, a predicted model, not a curated record
AUGUCAUCACCAAGAAAACACGUCGUCUUCGACAUCGUAGGCACCUGCAUGUCCUACGACGCCAUCCCCCGCGCCAUCGAGACCCGUCUCGGCCCCAAACUCGCAGAACACAACAUCAAGCCCGCCCUCCUCAGCUUCGCCUGGAUCGAGGCCGCCGAGCGCGAAUACACCUACCUCUCCAUCCAAGGCCGCUACCGCCGCUUCUACGACAUCUUCCGCAGCCUCUUCUACCGCAUGCUCUUCCAAGCCGGCGUCCCGGAACCGCGGAAGCUCGCCACCGACGACGACGUGGCCUACAUCAUGGACCGCUUCCUCGAGCUCGAGGCCCGGCCCGGCACAAAGGAGUGCUUCACGCUCCUGCGCGAGGCCGGCUUCACAGUCUGGGCCUUCACGGCCGGCGACGCGAAGCGCGUGGGCGGGUACUUUGCCAAGGCAGGCAUCGACAUGCCCGCGGAGAACCUCAAGAGCUGCGACGCGGACGGCAUCGGCAAGCCGGAUCCCAGGGCGUAUAAGCCCGUGCUGGAGAGCUUUGGCGGGGAGGAGGCGUGGUUCGCGGCCGCGCACAUGUGGGAUGCGUCGGCGGCCAAGGGGUGCGGGUUCAAGGGGGCGUGGUGCGCCGUGUACGAGGGGGAGCCGUGUACGGAUUUGUUUGGGGAGAUGGAUGUCAUGGCGACCGAGUUGCCGGAGAUGGCGCGGAAGAUUAUAGCCGCCCCGAAAGAAGCCUGCCAAGCCCACCUACCGCCUCUCAUCCAGUCACAUCCCAUCGUCAUGCCCGCACCAAAACCGACGAACCGGAACCCGGUUCCCAACCCCGUCACCUCCUUCUGGAACGCCGCCCCCCGGGCCCUCGACGACCACCGCACAACCCCGGAGCUCCCCGCCACGAGCGACAUCGUCAUCGUCGGCGCCGGCUUCGCGGGCGUCGCCACGGCCUACCACAUCCUCAAGGACAACCCGUCCCCGCCGUCCAUCACCAUCCUCGAGGCCAGGAAGGUCUGUUCCGGCGCCUCGGGUCGCAAUGGCGGGCACGUCAAGCCCGACACGUAUUUCCAGGUGCCCAAGUACACCAAGCUCUUUGGGCCCGAGCAGGCGGCCAAGUUGGCUGCGUUUGAGGCCUCAAAUGUGUAUGCCGUCAAGGAGCUUGUAGAGAGCGAGGGGCUGGAUUGCGAUUUUCAUCUGACGCGGGCGGUUGAUGUGUAUCUUGACCCGGAGCAUGCCAAGGAGACUGAGGCUGCGUAUCGGGAAUUAGUCAAGGCGGGCGUUGUGAAUGUGAAGGAUGUUUCCUUCACUCCCAAGAAGGACGCCGAAAGGGUUUCAGGAGUGAAAGGCGCGCAGUGCGCCUUCUCCUUCACGGCAGCACAUCUAUGGCCAGCAAAGAUGGUCCACCAGCUCCUAGACCGCCUCCUCCAACAGGGGCUGAACCUGCAAGCCAACACGCCAGUAACAUCAGUCUCGUCAACGCCCGACGCCGCCGGCCGCUGGACAGUCCAGACCCCGCGCGGCGCCAUCAGCGCAGGUAAAGUCGUCGUAGCCACAAACGGCUACACGGCACAAGUCCUCCCGCAAUACGAAGACCGCAUCGUCCCCGUCCGUGGCCUCUGCAGCCGCAUCACCAGCCCGGGCGGCCCCAACAGCCCGCACCUGGUCAACACGUACGGCAUCCGCUUCGACGCGCGGAACAACGACUACCUCAUCCCGCGAGCGGACGGUAGUAUCGUCGUCGGCGGCGCGCGGCAAAUGUUUUGGCAUAAGCGGGGCGAGUGGUUCGACAACGUCCGGGACGACGAGCUGGUCAAGGGCGCGGCGCCGUACUUUGACGGGUACAUGCAGAGACAUUUCCGCGGGUGGGAGGAGAGCGGCGCGACGACGGAGAGGGUGUGGACGGGUAUCAUGGGGUAUAGCUCUGAUUUCAUGCCGCAUUUGGGCGGUGUGCCUGGGAAGCCGGGGCAGUUUAUCAUUGCUGGGUUUUCUGGUCACGGGAUGCCGGAGAUUCUGCUCUCGAGUAAAGGCGUGGCGGCCAUGAUUCGCGAUGGGGCUUCUUUUGAGAGCACGGGGCUGCCGAGUAUCAUGGAGACGUCGAAGGCGAGGAUCGAGAGGAAAGAUAGUCCUCUUGAGGACGGGCUCAAGUCUCUGUGGGAGGAUGACUUGAAGGCGAAGCUGUGA